Messenger RNA from Rana temporaria (common frog), 1438 nucleotides. RefSeq lists its product as uncharacterized. The record is from RefSeq and is a predicted model, not a curated record. The transcript has 11 exons. Bases 302 to 1438 code for a protein of 378 amino acids. NCBI's taxonomy places the organism in Eukaryota, Metazoa, Chordata, Amphibia, Anura, Ranidae.
GAAGAUCUGUACAUUCUAUAGACCUUCGGGUCGCUCUCCUGGAAUUGGCCGCACACCGAUGUCCGUGGAGUUUACGGAACUUCACCUCUUCUGAUGGGUGUUCUGAUGGAUGAAGUGAAACUUGUUCAGUAGAAAUGUCUGAUAGGAUCUCAGCACUUCACCGUAAAAUAUUAGGCAAUGUUCCUUCCUGUUCCACGUCCUGUUUCUCACCAGACCGCCCGCUCCUCUCUCAGGCACGUAGAAGACUGCGCCGGGCUCCUCCGUCCCUUCACUGCCAGACGGAUCUGCUGGAGGAGAAAAUAUGACGACCUUCUAUUUCUGGGUCCUUGUCGUGGGCGUGAUGGGACUCUCUGAUGGAGUUGGAGACUCUGUGACGUGUCUCAGGAAAGGGAAGGAGGUCACCUGCGGUGAUGUCCACCAGGGCCCUAGGGAAGGUCAUGAGAAGGAAAUCCAUUUAUGGUGUGAUGACCGAGAAAUAAUCUGCCCGGUAAUCCCAAGUCUGAAGAAUGUCAGCAAUGAUAUGAAAUUCCAGGCACUCAAAUGCAGGACAAAGAAUCCGUCAAAGAAGGGAAAAUUUAAGAAAUACUGUUGUCAAAUAGAAAGACCCCUCUACGUCUCGGCCCUCCUAUCCGCUCUUUCUGAUAAACCCGGAUCACGUGGCUGGAGGGACAAACUGAUGAAUAUUUCGGAAGGUGGGUCUCGAGUACAAGAUUGGCUGAACCAAAAAAGGGAGGAAUUCUGGGCAACAGUGGCAGGUUUUCAUAGAGCACAAGACUGGGUGAGAGACGCCAGAGAUUUUGUGAAAGACUUGUCUGAUUUACAGGGAUUGCUGGGAAAAUUGAAAAAAUUGUUUACAGAUAAAGAAAUCAAUGAUCGUACCUACGAUUUCGAUGAUGAGGAGGAUGAUGAUGAGGAUGAUGAUGAAAACAAUAGGUCUAAAAGUCUGAGUAUUGUCCUCCCUUGUCUGGCUGCGGUGCUCAUUCUGGUGAUCUGCGCCUUUCUUCUAAGGAGGAAACGUCAACGAGGCCUCGAGAUAGGGGGCGCUAGUUAUCAGCCAGGGAAGAAGAUGGGAUCUACCGGUGACAUCAAUCUGAAAAGCAAUGAAUACCCCCCUUUACCACACAGACCUUCCCACAUCUACCAGGAGAUACCGACUACUCGAGAGGAUCCAGCUGAGGUCCUCCACAAUCCUCUGUACACCCCUUCUGGACCCUCUUCUCUGGAGCAGCAGUCGGGGUCCCAGGAAGAGCAUCCGGCAGAAGGACAAUACAGCCUCCUCCAACCCCCAGACGAACUCCAACCCCCUGACCAACUCCAACCCCCUGACCAACUCCAACCCCCUGACCAACUCCAACCCCCUGACCAACUCCAACCCCCUGACCAACUCCAACCCCCUGACCAAUUCCAACCCCCAACUCAACUCCAACCCUCAACCUAA